AAACCAACGGUCGAAAGGUCGCCACUUUCCUGGACUGCUUCUUCUCUGAGAAACUAUGGCGGUUACUUUCUCUGCAACGCUCUUCUCCAGCACCCUCCAGCUUAAUCGGACCACCAAUCGCAGUUCUCCACGUGUAUUCCCCGCGCAAUCUUCGAAUUUGAAGUCCGGCUUCGUCCUCAAUGUCAACAGCUGCAACGGAAUCGUCAAGUUCUCACCGCGCCAAUCCGCCGUCGUAGCAUCCGCCGUCUCUGGCUCCCCCGGGAUUGACUCUUCUUUGAGCGGUGAAGAUGCGGCGAGUUUAAUGGAAACGGUGAAAGUAUUUGAUUUGAACGGGAACGGGAUUCCGAUAUCGGAUUUGUGGAAGGACAGGACAGCUGUCGUCGCGUUUGCGCGCCAUUUCGGAUGUGUCUUUUGCCGAAAGCGGGCUGACUAUCUUGCAUCAAAGAAGGAUAUAAUGGAUGCAUCUGGUGUGGCGCUUGUUUUAAUCGGACCUGGUAGCACUGAUCAGGCAACAGCAUUUUCUGAGCAAACAAAAUUCAAAGGAGAAGUUUACGCUGAUCCCACUCACUCAUCGUAUGAGGCGUUAAGAUUUGUUUCUGGGGUCACAACUACAUUCACUCCCAAAGCUGGUCUUAAGAUAAUAGAGUUGUACAUGGAAGGUUAUCGACAAGACUGGAAGCUUUCAUUUGAACAAGACACUGUGGCCAGAGGCGGCUGGCAGCAAGGUGGAAUAAUAGUUGCAGGCCCUGGUAAAAGUAACAUUUUGUACAUUCACAAGGAUAAAGAAGCUGGGGAUGAUCCAGAUAUCAAAGAUAUUCUCAAAGCAUGUUGUGGUUCGUGAAUUCUAGUUGUCUUUACCUUUGUUGAGUGAUCGUGGAUCCUAUGUCAAGUCAUUUCAAAUUCCUCAUCGAAUCAGUGCAUUCCUAACUAAUUAUUCUAAAUCUCGUGAUACUUGCAAA
Molecule: messenger RNA, 959 nt
Organism: Pyrus x bretschneideri (Chinese white pear)
Lineage: Eukaryota; Viridiplantae; Streptophyta; Magnoliopsida; Rosales; Rosaceae
Product: thioredoxin-like protein AAED1, chloroplastic
Molecular function (GO): antioxidant activity
Source: RefSeq, a predicted model, not a curated record